AUGUGGAGCAGAUUGACCGGUAGCUCUGCUGCCUCCAACAGCAACAAGGACGAGGAAAGUCGCCGCCGCCGUACUAGCGACUCCACGCGUUCCAAGCGCGACCCAGACGCCCGCUCCGUCGUGUCAUCCUCGACGACGCGCAAGCCAUCGACAUCGACCUCAUCUAAACGUGACACUGCGCCUUCCGCGUCUUCGAUUGCCUCCUUCACGACUGCCUUCGACGAGAUGCCGCGCUCACGGGCCACAACAAACAACACGAGCGGUCCCUACGACGACGACAACAUGCGUCGCGACGAUCGCCGCAGCAGCUAUGCCGAGUCGUCCAGCUCGACACUGCGCGACGACAAGGACCGCAAGACGGGCAAGGCCAAGGACAAGAAGCUCGAGAAGCGCCGCUCGACGCGCUCAGUGCGGUCCGGCAGCACGUCGCAAACGGGCGCCGGCUACAGGGGCGAGAUUGUUGACAGUCCCAAGUCGGUCCAGCGCAGCUUCAGCGGCCAGAUUGGCAGCGACGGCUUCUCGCAGUUCCCAGGACAGGCAGGAGCGCCCAUGAUGUCGGGCGCUCUGCCAGUAGGAAGCCACCCACCACACCACGACGACAUGGACGAUCACGUGCAGAGCCAGUUCCCUGGCCAGGACCCUCUGCGAUACACCUCGAGCGCGCUCCCUGGCGGCCAUCCCUUCGGAGCGGCUGCCGACUUCUACAACGACCAGGGCCAGUCAGUGCACCAACAGCCUGGCGUGAGGCCCCAGCCGCCCUCUGUCAUCAUAGGACAGGAUACCCCCCAUCUCAUGUCUGCCUCCGCGCAGCCCAACCCGGUUGCCGACACCGGAUCGGGCGCCGCUGCAGACUUCUACGGGCCCAGCACAAAUGGCUCUUCAUCCAGGCCUCCACGACCAUCGAGCUCGUCCAUGCCCGGUGCCUUCGUCGACGACACCCCGACGCCCCAGAAACCACCGCGACCCGCAUCUUCGUCGAGACCCAACAAGUCGAGCACCUUCGGCCCAGCUGCUACUGCGGCCGGCGGAGCUGCCCUGGGAUAUGCCAUGGGCCACAGCUCCUCUAAUCACGAACACACCACGAGCUACAGCUCAUCGAAUGUUCGCCCUUCUACAUCAUACUCUUCUUAUACUAAUAAUACCCCCCCGGCUGCUCCGGCUUCCACGUACAACAUGUACGGCCCGGGAUCUAAUGCUUCUAAUACCGCUGCCAACGACGGCAGCUACCUCCCACCCUAUGCUGCAGCCGCCGCCUACGGCGUGGAAGGCGCGCCUCCUCCAAAGCCACCUCGGCCAGCCAAGCCAGAAAAGCACUCGUCUGGCAGCAUGGCUGGACUGUACGCUGCUGGCGCCGCAGGACUGGCGGCUUAUGGCUUAAACCAACAUAAUUCACAUUCACACACCCACUCCAACACCCACACACACUCGCAUAGCACACACCAUCACCCGUCGGCGCACGGCCCGAACGGACAUCAUCAGAAUGGCCUUACGCCCAGUCCAUACAUCUCAGGCGGCAUGGCUCACCAGCAUCAGCACACUGGGCCUGUUUCCAAGUUUGUCGACUGGUGGAAAGACUACGAGGAUGUGCAGAAGAUGGAAGAGUACACCGAGUACAUUGGAGUUUGCAAGGGUUGCUUUGACCCUCGCUCUUCCGUUCUGGACGCCCCGCGGAAGCACCACUACUACAAACGGCGAUCCAAUGAGUUCAUGCGACCCACUGGUGGCAUUGAGAAGCAAUCUCGAUACUCGCUCAAGGAGAAGAAGUCUUGGGGCUCAAUCUCUUCGGGUGAGGAGCGUCGCAAGAACAAGAGCAGCGCCGCGGGCUGGGUAGCUGCAGGCCUGGGCGGCAUUGGCCUUGCCAAGGCUGGAAAGGCUGUCUUCAGCGCGGGCCGCGACGACUUUGACGACACAUACAGCAUCAAGUCUGGUCGGUCGAGGGUCUCACGACACAGCCGCAGCAGAUCAGGGGAUCGCAAGAGUUACAGCUAUGGCAGCUCUGGCAUCCGCCACCGGAGCAAUUCCGCCGACCGCAUUUCCGUGAUGUCCGUGGGCGUUACGAGCGACAAGAAGGACCGUAAGGAUCACAAGGUUGUUCGCCGUCAGUCUCGGUCGCGCCGUUCUCGAUCAAGCUCAACUUCAAGCUCCAACUCAGGACGCGGCAAGACAGGCCUGAUCGGCACUGCCAUUGGUGCAGGUCUUGCAGGAGUCGCCCUUGGAGCGGCCACAAAGAAGAAGCAGCACAGUCGAUCCAGGUCCCCGAAGAGGGUUCAAGUGGUUCAUCACCGCAGAGACAGCAGUGACGAUGAGCGUCGUAGGAGAAGAUCGCAUUCACUCCGACACAAAGCAUCUCGAAGCUCAACAUCCGGAGCCUCUGUCAUCGAGAUUGGCCAGAAUCACGAGUCCCAGGGUGGCUUCCUUGGAGGCUUCUUCUCUGCACCUCCACCAAAGGAGAAGCGAGUGAAGACAGCCAAUAGCCUGAAGAAAAAGAAGAAGGGCUUCUUCAGCUUCAGCAACGCUUCAACAUCCUCAUCCGACUCCGAGAUGGCAUUCGGCACCGGCUACGUAAGGAGGACGCGGAGACGAUCAUCGCCGAAGAGACGAAACUCGGAUGAGCGACUGAAAGCUUCGCUACUUGGUCUUGGCGCUACGGCUGCUGCUAUCACAGCCGCGAAGGCCGGCAAGGGCAAACGCCACAACGAGGUCGUUGCUGUUAAGGAGAACCGUCUUGGUCGCAAGACAAGUCAAACUUCGCGGCCCGCCUCACGUUACGGGGACGACGAGUGGGAGGACUUGCCAGACGAUGGUACUUCCGACUCCUCGAGUGAUGGCGGUCUCGUAUACGGCGAUUAUUCCCUGAAGAAGACCAAGAGCAACGAGUCUAUCGGAUCCAACCACUCAGGUACGAACAAAUGGGGCUGGCGAUGGGGCUUUGGCAAGAAGAGAAGGUCUUCCAACAACCUCUACGACAACAUCGCUAGUACGUCGCUCAUUGGGCCUGCCGCAGCUGGCGCAGCAGGUGCCUUGACCGGCGCAGCUGUUGGAGCUGCCCAUGGACACCACGACAGCGAGUCUAGCAGCGCUCAAACAUUGCAGUCGGUCUAUCCUGUUGCACCCCAUGACCCCAAUGCGUCGUUCGAUGCACGCCGUACAAGCUCUAUCGUCACCAAUCAGCCUAUUGUCACCUCAGGACCUGGUCCCAUCCCCAUUCAACACCCUCAGCCAGUGCAGCAAGUCCCCGGCGCCAUCUACUCAACACAGGCACCAUCACAAUCUGGGUACACCACAGCAGGUCCUUCAGACUUCCCACCAGCACCUUUCCCACCUCCUUAUCCCACGCAGUCUCAAGUUCAGAACAUUAUCAUCCAAAGUCCUCAGCAUCCUCAAUUCCGUCGGGCAAACUCUUCUCCCAUCCAAAGCUCCUCAUGGAGGCGAGAUGCCUCUAUUGCUGGACUUGCAGCGACUGCCGGAUUUGCAGCAGUUUCUGCGAUGAAACACCCCGACCGACCUCCGAGCCGACCGCCGUCCGCGUCUAGCAAUGUUCGCUUCAACUUGACACAAGAGCAGGCCGAGAAGGACCUCCGUGAGCGACGCAAGGAGCAGGAGCGACUGGACGAGGAGGCCGAGCGUCGCCGAGAACAACAGAGACGCGAGGACGAGGCGCGCCGGGAAGAGGAAGACCGAGUGCGUCGAGAACAGCUGCGACAAGAGGAAGAGGCCCGGCGAGCGGCACUUGCGCUCCGUGAGGAAGAGGAUCGCCUGCGCAAAGAACGGCAGCUGCAAGAGGAUGAGGCUCGACGGAUUGAAGAAGACCGCCGGCAGACAUUGCUCCGUUUGGAGGAAACGACACGCCAAGAAGAAGCGCGACGCCGAGACGAAGACGAGCGACGUCGCCUGGAGUUGCAACGGCAGCAGGAGGAGGCUCGCAAGUUCAUGGACAUCGAACGAUUGGCGAGGCUCGAGAACGAACGCCGUCGCGAACAGCAAGAGGUCCAGGCACGCCUCGCUCGGGAAGCCGAAGACCGCGAACGUCAUCAACGAAUGUCCGAAAUGGAGCGUCAGCGUCAGCUCGCCAUCGAGGCUGCGGAGGCUGAGCGCAAACGGAGAGAGCGCCGUGAAUCUCAACAACAAGAAGCUGAGCGCAUCGAUGCCGCGAGACGCGAAGCUGAGAUUCAAGAGGACAUGGAGCGCCGACGCAGGGAACGCGAAGCUCAGGACUACACCGACCGAUACGAGAGCGACCGAGCUCGUAAGCUUGAACAGCAGCCAACAGGAGAUUCAAUGGCUUCGACUGCCACCGUUGUACAACGCAAGGAGCAGGAGCUGCAAGACCGCGAACGCGAGGCUUUCAAGUCUGACAAGAAGUCUUCCGUUGCUGGCGCAGUAGCUGCUGGUGCUGCAGCAGCAAUCGCAACUGCUGCGAUCAAGGACUACAAGGACAACAAGGACAAGGAGAAGGAGAGGGAGCGCGAGAAGAAGCGCGACAGCAAGUCUUCGUCUUCAACGAAGAGCAGCAAGAGCGAAUCCUCCUCAUGGAAGCGCAGCAAGAACGAUUCUUCUUCGUCCAAGAGCAGCAAGAGUGAAUCUUCAUCCUCGAAGAGCAGCAAGAAGCGGGAGCCAACCAGUGUCAAGACUAUCGAGCCCAGCAAAGUCAAGCAGGACAUUUUUGACGAGGACAUCUUCAACCCCGAUAUGUUUAAGCAGAAGGACAAUUCACGCCAGGAAGCUCGCGAAGUCCUUCAAGAUUGGGAACAAAGGUACUAUGCAAAGCCAGUAUCUCAAGCUGAAUUCUUCGCACCGGAAGAGCUCUUGGCCAACGACAACCUGCCCAAGGUCCGCCCAGUAGACCCGAACGAGGGCGCUCCAGAUCUACCCAUCUACCAAUCUUGGGAAGACUAUCCUGUCAGCCAGCCCAAGCUCCCUCCUUAUCCUCCGUCGUACGCAUUCACUGCCACCAGAAAUGGUCGGUCCUCUCAACCCCAACCGCUACCUCAAGUUCCAUCGCUGAACCUCAUCUUGCCUACUCCUCCCGGUAGUCGCACACCUUCUGUGCGCAGUGCAUCUGCCCCUCCAUCACCAGCAAUGGAGCCUAUCAGGGAGACUAGAGAGACCAGACGCGAGCCAAGAGAUGACGAAUCGAACCGAGCAAGAUCUAGGGUAAGCUGGGGCGAGAACCAGUUCCACCACUUUGACGUCCCUACUCCGGAGUCCUACCGCGAACAAUUCGUCUCAGAUGGCGAUCUCAGGUCGCGUGAAGCCACGGUCGAGCGCGAGCCGCCCAAGCCCGAACAGACGACGUCCACCUACACACCCUACCGCCCCGAGAUGUCCAGAGUCCCCGAAAGUAAGGAGUCUGCACCAAGCACGCAAUACAUUCGGGACGAGAAUGACUCCAGUUGGGACAGUGUCGUGGAUGCUGCUUCCAAGAAGAGCAACAAGAAGGAGAAGAAGUCAGCAGCAGCGGCAGCAGCUGCAGCACUAACGACUGCAGCGGUUCUUUCCCGAGAUCAACGAGAUCAAGAGGACGAGCGUAGCUACAGACGCGACAAUCCAACUGCAUCUGCCCUGAGCAACCCGACUGCAUCAAACCUCAGCAGUGCGACUUCCUACGAUUUCAGCGAUCCAACUGCGUCUACCGUCAGCACUGUUGUCAGCAAUGCCACUGCAGCUGGAUUCAGCAAUCCUACCGCGUCUUCCCUCAGCAACCCGUUCUCUGAUGGAAACAGGGCCCCAUCCACUAUCGCUCCAUCGAUCAUCUCAGCUGCACCAUCUUCCACAGUCACCCCUUCCAUCAUCUCAGCUGUGCCAUCUACGAGCAGCGUCCAGACGGCAUACUGGCAGCCUGAGUCAGAGCGCGACGCGUGGAGGACGCCCCAACAGAGUACAGUGGGACCUGGCUUUGUUGAAGGCGAGAUUCCUACACCGCCAGUGUCGAUGCACAUGCCCGGCGGCUGGGACGACAUACCUGAGUCUGAGGUGUUCGCAGAAGAGCCGCCGGCAUCGUCCGCGAAGAAGGACACAAAGGGUAAGAACAAGACUAACGAUACUGACGAAGUUGUAGCUAUGCAGAAUGUUUCUCGACGUGGAGAGCCAACACCUGCAGUGAAAGAGAGGGAAGCGGAGCCAGAGGUCAAGCUCAGCAAGAAGGAGAAGAAGGACAAGAAGAAGAAGUCCAAGUCAUCGAAGCGAGCUAGUGUGGACACUUGGGAGAUGAGUGAUCCCAGUCCGCCAUCAAGCCCUAUCAUGGAACGCGAUCCCAGGGACAUUGAGCCCUCCCGAGAUCCCAGGGAUAUUGAGCCUUCUCGACCUGCUGAAACCUCACGUUUCGCCGACUCUUCUCGCUCAACUGAGCCAUCUCGAUCUGCCGAACCACCACGUCUAGGAGAAGCAUUCCAAGAGUCCCCUAGUCCUCCGAAGAAGCCCGCGCGACAAGGUGAGAGUAGCGGCAGUAAAGCCUCCACCGCUGCCAUGGCCGGUGGUUUCGCUGCUCUAAUGGGCAUGACCAUGAACCAGGAUCAAAACAGGAUGGCCUCGGAUGCCGAGCGUGCCAGGAAGGAUCUUGAGUCCACAGAGAAGCACCAUUCACGCGACUCUCCUGUAUCUCCACCGAAUGGCGCACGUGCACUCGAACGAAAUGAGAAGAAUGUGACAAUCCCAAGCUACGCAUUUGAGGGCGUUGAGGAGCUGGCCGAUAAGACACCCAGGCCGAAAGUCCAGAAAAGACACAGCAGCGGCAAAUGGUCACCCAGCAUCAGUUCUCCUCUCAGGACCGAGACGACGUAUGACGACUACAUAAACGCCCGCACCAUUUCCGAUCCUUCCAGAUACCAAACGAUGGUCGAGGCCCCAAAGGUCCCCACUGCAGCGCCGUUCACGAUGGCGCAUGAUCCAGUCACCGCUCGUAACGUAACCGACUCUGGGUACUAUGCUCCCGACGAUGUGCCAAGUCGGGCGGGCAACGAAAAAGAAUCGAACGGAUUCUAUCCCGCAGACUUCAACGAGGAGGCGAAGGACAGGCACUCACGAAACGAUCGCGACCAGGAUGUCGAUGACAGAUACGACGAUGAUUUCGACGACAGACCACGCAGGUACGACGAUGACGAUGUGGGCUCAAUCGCUUCUCUGAGCUACAAGUAUGACGACCCCGAUCGCGAGGAGAGACGCCGCAGACGUCGCGAAGCCAAGUCCGAGACACGUGAGAAGAGCCACGAUCGCGGUUACGAUCUUGAAGAGGGUGGAGAACGGAGGCGAAGACAUCGCCAUCAUGAGGCUGAUGAAGGCGCUGACGACUGGGACACAAAAUCCGCCAUCUCCGAGACUGGCGAGCGACGACGCAAGCACAGGAGAAGGGAUGGCGACAGAGACGCAUCACCCGAGACCAAGACUAGAUCACGCUCCACAGCAGCUUCCGAACUCGGCGACUACGAUGAUGAUCGCAAGUCCUCCCGGAGACGAUCCAAACGAGAUGAUGACAUGGUUUCCGUCGUAUCCUCAAUUCCAGAUCUAGACGAGGAUCGCAGCUCAAGGAGGGAGAAGGAGAAACGUCCAAGUGGCUUCCUGGGCCUUUUCGGCAGCAAGUCGAGGGAGAACUUGAAAGAAGCUUCAAGCAAGUCCUCGAAAUCUAAGGACGACGACGAUGAAGAACGCAAACAUCGUAGACGGAAGCAUCGGUCGGAUCGCGGUUCUACCUACGGCGGCUCAGACGAUGAUGACAUGCGCUCCACGAUCUCGACCAGUAGUCGACGCGAAAAGAGGAGCAGCCGCAGUCGUAGCGAGAGAGGAGACGGAGACAGGACGGAUGCUUAUGAUGACAAGGAUCUCUUACAACCUCGAACCCCGCCCUCGCAUGCCGAUGAACAACAACAACCACAACAGCAGUCUUUUUUAGGCGAUCGGGCAGUGACCACAGCCACUCCAAGUCCACUGCCCGUAAGUGAGCCUGUCGAUCAGGCCCACGAGGGUAGUGGCAUAAUCCUUGGAGAUCGGGCCGAGUUUCCUCUUUCGUCCUCGGAUGAUGCCCAACGCUUCACCGCCUCUGGAGACAACGAUCUACCGCCCGAACUAUCGUUCGAAGACAGCCGCGCGCUUCUAACCCGUCUUACAGGCCUUCAGCCUUGGCAGCUGGAAGCUUUCCCCGAUGAGCUACCUCCGCUGCCGCUGUCUAGGCCAGGUUCGCCAACACGUUCGCCAGACGUCACACGUCCUUCGACCGCGAUUUCUCAACGUCGACUAUCAUCAACGGCAGUUCCCAUACGCUUCCGCAAGCCCGUUAUACCCUCUACCGUUGACCCUAGCUUAGCAGCUGAGCCUCUUCCUGGCCCUUCACCGACUCGUUCUCGCCAUGGCAAGACGCACUCCACAGAGUUUAGGAACUCUCGAGAGUUCCGACCUUUGUAUCUUGUGGAGCGCAACCGCAAGUCCAAUGAGAUCGAUGAAGUGUUGCCAGCACUUCCACCCAGUAGUGCCUCUUCAGUAGUCUCUGGCGCGGAUUCAGAAGAAGAGUUUGAGUCUGCUCAGGAGUCACCUUAUGAGAGCGCUGGACAGUCAUCUUAUGACUCAUUUUUCGAUCCUUUGAGUGCCGUAGCUGACCUUACUGCGCCCAGCCAUGGACCGGAGCUUCAGCAUCCCGAGCUUGCCCAUCGCGAGAUUGAAGAGGUCGAAGAAUCUGGCCAAGCUACACCCAAGGCCUCUGACUACUUCACAGAUGCCCAGCAAGCGUCGGCACCGUCUAGCGGUCCAAACUAUGAAUCGCUCACCGCGGCACUGGAGCAUGCCAGAGCGCAGGAACAGGAUUCGUCCACCGACGAUUUCAUGUCGACUUUGACCUCUCCACAGGCGGAGACUCCUCUUGAGACAAGCGCGCCGCUCGACGACAAGAUGAUGCGCGACGUUCCCAAGUCCCGCGACACUACUUCUGUCCCAUCGAGCAGCUCAUCAAGACUUCAAGAUGCUGCUCUUAGCGCAGUAGUAGGUGGUUUGACAGCGGCUGCUUUGCGAAAACGAUCUCCUUCACCAACUCGAUCUCAGCGCGAUGACACCAAAGACAAGGCUUCGUCAGCUGCUGAGCCAGAGCAACCUGAGCCCGAAACCAUCGAACCUGUUGUCGAACCAUCGCCAAAGGGCAAGGGUAAGGCCAAGAAGACCAAGAAAAGUAAGAAGGGUAAGGAGCCCGUCGCCGCCGAGUCCCCCGUAGCCCCAUCGCCUGUUAUUCCAUCGCCCGUAGCUCAAUCACCCGAGGAGAUAAUCAAGCCAUCGCCCUCCUUCAGCUUCGCCACUACGUUCGUUGACAACGAGGAAGAUUGGGCCAAGAACAGGACUGAGUCCGUCGUUACGGACGAUGCUACGCUUGUCGGCGAGCCUGUCGGAACGCCCAAGGAUACCAAGGCCUUUCGACAGAAGGUUUUGGACACUACUGCACCAAAAGAGGACGAAUCCACCGAGGUCAGACGCGCGGUCUUUGAUGACAUCCCUCAAGAAGCUGCUAGGUCAAUUGAGCCUGUCGAAGAGGCAAAGCAGGGUCUUGGGAUUACUACCGAGCCAGCUGUUACUCCUCUGGAAGUUUCUCAAGACGCUCAUGUCGAGCCUAGCUCUUCCAAGUCUGCUGAACCCUCAGUUUCUGAGCCUGCCAUCGAGGAGGAAGUUGCGGCUACACCCAAGUCGAAGAAGGCGAAGAAGAACAAGAAGGGUAAACGCGGCAACAAGCAAGCUGAGCCCGAGCCCGAGCUCGAACCCGCAGCUCUACCGGAAGUUUCAACGCAAGAUGACCAGAUCUUGCCUUCGUCGGAGUCGCAACAAGACACCAUUGAACGCGAUAUCCUCGAGCCAUCUUUCGAACGCGAAGAGCCCAAGGACAAAGCCGACGAGCCCAAGGACAAGGUUGAUGUCAUGGACUUCUUGGUUCAAGAAGAGGCACCAGCCGCUUCAGCCGAUGAAGCAGUUUCGCAAGAGGCGGUGCCUGCACCUACUGCUCCAGCAGUCCCCGAAGAACCACCAGCUCCCUCGACCGACGAAGCAGUCCAGCAAGAGACAGAGCCUGUACCCAUUACUCCAGCAAACCCUGAAGAGGCCAAGUCGGAAGUUUCAGCUGGGCCUGCCACACCAGAGGUUCCAGCUCGGCCUAGCACAGCUGACGGCGCCGAACAAGCCAAGAACACUCCCGUCGAAGAAAACCGCCGAGCCUCUGGGAUCGAAGGGCAAUCGGCAGGUUCAGGCUGGGGUUCCGGCCUGUGGGGUGCUAUUGGAUGGGGCAAGAAGAAGGCCCCGCCGCCGCCAACAUCCGAGCCUCCGUCUUCUCCGAAGCCCCAAUCUGCCGUCCUCGCCGCACUAGCUGCAGCCAGAGAAGAGGCCAAGCGCAAGUCACAACCAUCCUCGCCAACUGUGUCCGAGAGGAAGAGUUCCAAGUCCGAAAAGAGGCCUUCAAUUUCUCGAGUAAAAACGCAGGAUGAGACUUCAAAGCCGGAGCUGUUGCAGAAGAUUGAGUCUAGGAGAUCGUCUGUUCCUACACAGCGACCUACUGAGGCCACAACCCGCGAAAUUAUCAAGGAAGAGGCCAGCUCGAGCAUCGCUCCUCCUACUGCGGUCUUCACUGAUGAUGGAAAACCUUCCUUCGCAUUCCCUCAGCCAUCAGCGGCUCCUCAGGAACUAUCUAUCGAGACUCCCAAGGACGGUCCUGUAGUUGAAGAGAAGGCUACAAAGCCAUCUGAAGAUGCCACGCCAUCUACUGCCUUCUUCACUGACGACGGCAAGCCGUCUUUCACAUUCCCACCGGUAUCCUCCGCGCCUGCAGCUGAACCAACGACCAAGCCCGAAGAAGCCCCUGUUGCUAAAGAGGAGAAGAGCCCUGCGUUCGUGUCGCCACGGACCGCGUUCUUUACCGAUAAUGGGAAGCCAUCUUUCACCUUCCCCACAAUGCCAUCCGCCCCCGCGGUCGAGCCAAGCGUCGCAUCGAGCGAAGUAUCUCUCGCGGAGGAGACACCGGCUCCUGUUGACGUCUCGCCACGAAAUGCGUUCUUCACAGAUGACGGCAAGCCUUCGUUCUCGUUCCCUUCUGUGCCGUCUGCAACUAUCGAGAAAACUCCUUCGGUCGCGAAGGAAGCAGAGGUUGCGGAAGAGCAGAAGAAGCCUGUGUUUGUCGCGCCCCGAAGCAGCUUCUUCACUGAUGAAGGAAGACCUUCAUUUGCAUUCCCAUCAGUGCCAAAGUCUACUGAGCAUACUGCCUCAACUGCCGAUGGAAAGGCCCCUGCGAAGACACAAGAGCCAGCUGUGUUCAUUGCACCUCAGACCAGUUUCUUCACCGAUAAUGGUAAGCCUUCGUUCACGUUCCCAUCAGUGGCAGCACCCGCCCAGCCCUCGGCAACGGUCAGCAAAGACACCAUCGUCGAAGAGAAGCCUGCUGAGCAAUUGUCUCUUGGCCGAAGUGGCCUGUUCACUGAUGCUGGAAAGCCCACCAGCACGAUCUCUGACUUCGUCCCGACCGAGUCUGGCGGUUCAGCUUACGACCGUAUCUCGGUUGAACCCAGCUCGUCAAAGAAGAAGAUCAUCAAGACCAAGAAGGAGAAGAAGGCGAAGAAGAGCAGCGUACCGAUUCCCGAUUUCGAUGAGCCUGCAGCCGACGCUGCCAAGUCCGUCGAUGCUCCAGUUGACGCGGCGGCAAAGGAUCUGGGCGACCAGGUGACCGCGGAGCCUGUCAAGCCUGAACCUGAAGCAGACAAACCUGCGGAGACUCCUUUGGAAUCUGCGAUAGAAGCUUGGGGCGAACAGCUAGUAUCUGAGUCAACUCCUCUGACUGAAGAGCCGCCUAUCGUUGAUUCUGCCGAACGUACCGUCAAGCUCGAGCAACCAGCUACUACAGAGUCAAUCACCAUCGCCGAAGAUGAAGUCACGUCACCUGUCAGCAAGAAGAAGGCCAAGAAGAGCAAAAAGAGCAAGAAAGCUGAACUCGAAAGCACUGAGGUCGAGACCGCAACCCCAACGACUCCGACCGAACCUGCUGUUGAGCGUUCGCUGGAUGCUUCUGCAAGCGAAUCUGCACCUGUCACCGAGACUGUUGCUGAACCGGUAUCCGCAGAGGUCGUGCAGGAGAAGAUCGUUCCCUCUAACACGGAGGCUGCAGAACUUGUAUCCGAGCUCGCACCGACUGUCGAAGAGCCUUCCCGUGAACAACCUUCUCUGCCUCUCGAUGUGGCCACACCAGCAGAGCGUGAAGCACCAGUUGAGUCCUCGCCUUCUGUUCAAGACGAUGCGCCAAAGACGAAGAAGAGCAAGAAGAACAAGAAGAAGAGCGGUAUCUCCACGCCUCAGGAGGAGCCUAUGACUGCUACCGAGCCAUCUUCUGUUACAGCUUCUGAGUCUAUCGCCGACCAGCCGACUUCCGUUCCGGACGUUAUCCACCCUCCUGUUGUCGAGGCCGUUGACAUUCCUUUGCCUGCGGAGCAACCCGAUGAAGACCUCACACAGCCUCUCGAAGAGGCAUUCCCCAGAGAUUCCCCUGCCGAGCAGGAGCCAAUUCUAGAGCCCUCUUCUGCACCUGUAGAAGCUGAGCUUCCUGCUACCCCGAAGACCAAAAAGGGCAAGAAGAGCAAGCGGAAGAGCGGCACUGUGACACCCCAGCGUGAGGCCGAAGUUGUACCUGAGCAGACCGAGGCACCUUUCGAGACAUCUGCCCCGAUCAGCGAACCAGUCGCAACUCCUCCAAGCGAAGUAGUUGAUCGAUCCCGCGACAUCGAGCUACCUUCAUCGGCAGAGCAAGCUGCCACUGUAGAGACCUCUCUACCCGAGCAGAAGCGUGACGAUGGAGCUGAUGCCGCGACUGUCCCUCUCCCAACAGAGAGCUUCGAUGAAGAUCUCUCUACUCCAUUAGAGCAGCCAAAAUCUGUGGACGAGAUUACUCCUUCUGCUGAGCCGGCGGUCGAGGAGACUCCAUCAACACCCACUUCGAAGAAAGACAAGAAGAAGAAGGGGAAGAAGAGCAAAACUGUCGAGACGCCUGUGGAAGAGGUUGUGGUUCAAGAGGAGGAGAGCAAGAGCAGGGAGAUUGGUCAAGGUCAGGGACUCUUUGGUGCGGAGACAUCAGUCAAGGAGAAUGUUGAUGCGAAGGAUCUGGCUACCGAGGAGACUGAACCGGCUCAUCCCAGAGAGCAGCUACAGUCAGACGUUGCGGAGCGUGCGAAAGAGAUCUCUGCACCAGCUGAACCAACUCGACUUGAGCCCCUGUCUGAGGCUCCCAUCGUCCCGACAGAAGAUGCACCAAUCGCCGAGCCAAGUCAGCCUGCGGAUCUAGUCGUCGAUGAUGUUGCCGAGGCCCCAUCUUCUUCUAAGAAAGACAAGAAAAAGAAGAAGAGCAAGAAGGCGAAGACUGAUGAGGAGACUCUGGCUACCCCGACCACCGAUGUCCAGCGCGAAAUGGAGCUAACUCGACAGGCUCCUGAAGCUCAACCCGUUACUGAAGCUCUGCCUGAACAGCAACAUCGCGAGCCUGUUCAAGAAGUAUCGGUCGAUGUUGUUCCGGAACCCAGCGCGGUUGUUGAAGACAAUGCCGAAACCGCCGAAAGGCAGACUCCCAUGGACGUUCUAACUCCUGCACGAGAAGCCCCGGUCGAAGAGCCAACACAACCUGCCACGCCAUUGGAGGAAGAGCCUUCUACGCCAUCAAAGAAGUCCAAGAAGAAGAAGGCCAAGAAGGGUAAAUCUGUCGAGAUUGAACCCACUUCUGUAGACCCAGCCGAUGUGCAGACGGAGACUCAAGCUUCUAUCGAAGCCGCUGGACCUGAAUCUGAAUCAAUUGUGGACGCCGCACUCGCUGGAUCUUCCAAGCCAAUCCAAGAGGCUCAGGCCGAGACCGAAGCAAUCGCAGCAGACCGAGCGAUCGAAGUCGCGCCUGAGGUUCCUGUAGAGUCAGUCGCCGGAGCAGAGGCGGUGCCCCUUCCAGAGACGCCGGCCCGCGAGAUCGAUGAGCCCAUCGCGGAGGUUUCUCAGCCUUCGGUGCUUGCCGAAGAUGUUCCAUCAAAGUCAUUGCAAGAGGUUUCAACCACCGAGGCAGAAGCAGUACCGCUUCCAGAGACGCCAGCCCGAGAGAUCGACGAGCCGAUCGCGGAUGAUCUGCCAGCGACGCCAUCGAAGAAGAGCAAGAAGAAGAAGGCUAAGAAGGGCAAAUCACUUGACACUGAGCCAAGCACGCCUGUCACUGAAGUAACUUCUUCUCAACCAGACCCGUUCGCGGAAUCUGCUCAACCUGAGGUGCCCACAGCUGAGACUACCCAAUCGGUGCCAGUGGAGACUUCCAAGCCGGAGCGCGAGACUCCAUCGGCUGAGCUUGUCGCUCUUCCCGAGACCGACGACAAGGAUUUGGAAGAGCAGAGAAUGCCUCAAGUUGAGGCCGCGAAGUCACAAGAAGAAGCACCACCAGCUGAGCUCGUAGCUCUUCCUGAAACCGACGACAAAGACCUCGACGAGCCUGCAAUUCCCCAAGUCGAGGCUGCGGAGAACGUUCCUGCUGUUCCUGAAGUCGUUACCGACAUCUCUGAUAAGGUGGAUGCCACACAGCCAGAGCGCAGCCAAGACCUCGACGUUCUUGUGGCUCCCGCUGAGCCUGUCGCCGAAGCCGAACCAGCUGAGCCAAUCUCGAAGAAGAGCAAGAAGAAGAAGGGUAAGAAAGGCAAAUCCAUCGACACUACUGAGCCCAGCACACCGGUUACUGAGGAGCCAGCACCACUGUUCGACGUCCCUUCUGAGCUUGUUCAAGAGGAGAAACGUAUUGAGGAUACUUUGUCGCCUUCGCAGGAAACGACUCGCACAGUCGUUGACAUCGAUGAGCCUGCACUCGUCCAGGAGAGCGUUACGGACGUUCCAUCCGCGCAGCAGGAUACGCCCAUUGAGGAAGCUUCGGUUGCGCCUACCCUUUCCAGCCAAGACAUCGAGAAUGAGGGUGCCGAGCCUGUCUCGAGGAAGGGCAGGAAGAAGGCAAAGAAGGAGAAAGCCAACCAAGAGGCCGAGGCUGAGCAAAUCCCAGCGACGCCUCUGUCUAAGCCUGUUGCGGAAGAUACUGCUGCCGAUGCCAAGCUUGAUGUCAACCUCGAGGCAGCUGCACCCGCAACCACUGAGCAGCACCAGACUGUCAAACCUUCAGAGGUCGAGCCCAAGGUCGCCGAUGCCUCUUUUGAGAAGCAGACCGAGCCUGCUGCCGACGUUGGCGACUCGGUAGCACCUCUUGAGACUACAGAGCGUUCAUUCGACGAUGUUGCAUCAGCGGAGAGGACACUGCCCGAGACUUCACAAGUUCAAGACCAGGUUGAGGCCGAAGAUGCUCCCAGCACACCCAAGAAGAGCAAGAAGAAGAAGAAGGGCAAGAAGGGAGAGUUGGUCUCCGAACCUCAGACUCCCGUUACCGAGUCUGAGUCAGUCUUCCCGGGAACCACUGUCCAAGAAGCGCUCCCAUCUACCGCUGCGACCACUGAAGAACUGGUUGGUCGCGAUGUUGCGCCCGAGCCUACUGCCGAUGUUCUGCCUACGACUGUCGAGACCCCCACUACUGAGCAAGACGUUCCCGCUCCCACAGAACCAGCGCAGGUUGAGGAAGUGGUUCAGGCGAUCGAUCUUGAGCCAGCACGUGAUGAACCCGUCCCAGAGCAAGCCACCGAGGAAGCGACACCACUCUCAAAGAAAGACAAGAAAAAGGCCAAGAAAUCCAAGAAGGCUGAAGUUGAGAGUGAGAUGCCUGAGGUAUCUUCUGCGCCAGUCGAGACUGUCUCGCGGACCGUUGACGAGCCAACUCGCGAGGAACAAGUUCUGCCGACUGUUCAGGAGACACCCAUCGAAGAGCCCGUCGCUGAGACACAGACCGUUUCCGGGGCUACAUCUCCCAAGUCGAUGCCAGUGGUUACCGCAGGUCAAGAUGAUGUACUUCCAAGCGAUCCUCUAGCUGAAGACGCCGCGGCCACCACCCCGAUCGAGACCGCGCCUGCAGCUGUGGCACAAGAUGAGGUUACGGUUGAUGAGAAGGACGUUGCGCUUGUAACUGAGCAGCAAGAGGAUGAGUCAGCUUCCAAGAAGAGCAAGAAGAAGGCUAAGAAGGCCAAGGGUACUUCCAUUAUUGAAGAGCCUACCGUGAUUCCUCUUCCUGAAGCGACAACCGAGGAAAAGGAGACUAGCCAACCUGAACAAGCAGCGACUGUACCUGAAACUGCGACAGAGCCGACACCUGUGCCUACCAUCGUUUCUGAUACCCUCCCGGAGACCGCCACAACCGAGGAGCUUACAUCCGAUACUGGGCCCGUGCCUGAAGUGUCCGUCGAACACGAUGCUCGUAUCGAUACCACAGCCCCAUCCGUUCCUGAGGCUUCGGUUCAAGAGCGAGAGGAAGCAUCAGUUUCCAAAGAGCCAACUGUUGAGUCCAAGCCGACUGAGGAGACGCUGGCUGCCGAUGCACCCGUACCCGAGAUCACUGAGGAAGCGGCCGCUCCACUCUCGAAGAAGGACAAAAAGAAGGCAAAGAAGGCGAAGCGCGUUUCGAUCGCCGAAGAGCCCACUUCUAUCCCGUCAACUCCCAUUGAAGAGAAGACUGAGCCUGUAAUCGAAGAGUCUACGCUCUCUACACCUUCAGUUGCAGAGGUACCCGCCUCCGACGUUCCUACCAUCGAAGAAUUGCCAAGCACUGUGUCCGACGUUACUGAAGACACUUCAUCUCAUCCUACGCCUGCCGAACAGCUCGUUGCUACACCUGAGCCGGCUUCAGAAGAACUAAGUCAGGUUGAGGCUGUGCCAGAGAUUACCAGUCCAGUCUCGAAGAAGGAUAAGAAGAAGUCGAAGAAGUCAAAGCGCGAAUCGAUCGUUGAGACUGAGACGGAUACUCAAGAGGAGACGCCUGCAGAAGAGCCAGUCUCUGCCACCAUUCUGACCGAGACUUCGGCAGAGGAGCCCGUAGCGACAUCUUCGACCAUCGAUGAACCAGCCACACCUUCCAAGAAAGACAAGAAGAAGGCGAAAAAGAGCAAGCGUGUAUCAGCCGCGGAGGCUGAGCCAUCUCUGCCUUCCACUCCGGUUGAUGAGUCUGCUAGAGAGCUUACGGAAGCUGUCAAAGACGUUCCUACUGUUGAACAAGAGCCUGCCGUACCAGCAGUUGACCAGAAAGAGCAGUCGGACGUUGCCCCUAACGUUUCCGAGGUUACAACAGCCCCCACUUCUGUUGUUGAUCAGACCGUCACGGAACCUACGGAAGAAGAGGAGGCGUCGUCGGAAUCAAAGAAAGACAAGAAGAAGGCCAAGAAAGCCGCCAAGAACGCUGAGGUUGAGGCUUCUGAACCUAUUCUCCCCGCCGAGCCUUUGACCGAAGCAGCUGAAACUACUUUGAUCGAGCAGCCUUCCUCGGUGGUGCCUGACACGACAAUUACGACUAUCGACGAGGCUCCGCGUACGGAUGUUGACGAUUCGAUAGCCCCUGCUAUAGUCGCCACUGAGGACAACAAAGGCAAGGAGCCAGCUACCAGCCGCGAUGUGAACGACUCUACCAAGAACGAACAGCUCAGCAUUGCGCCUACAGCUGACAACGCGGUCGAGACCACCACAUCAGACGCACAGACUAUUCCCAGCACCACUGCCACCUCUACAGAUGUCCAGCCGGACGACGAGCAAGAACCAGAGGAAUGGGCUGGGCUAUCGAAGUCGCAAAAGAAGAAGCUGAAGAAAGCCAAACGCGCGUCCGUUGCGGAGGUAGAACCAUCCCGGCCAGCCACACCUGCAGAGGAUUUGUCAAAGGUUCUUUCUGCCGAGCCUCAGUCAGCUGUUCCCGAAGUGGUUAAGGAGACCAUUACUGAGCAAUUAUCCCAAGCGGAUGAACCCCGUGCCCUGCCAGUCGCGGAACCUACCAGCGAGGCGAAGCAGGCUGAAGCAUACCUCGAGCAACCCACCGCAACUUCGGAGCCAACAACCGCCUCAACCCCAGCUGAAGACCCUGCACCAACUACUGCUACACCAGACCCGUCACCAGGCGAUCCCAAGCCGCCAGACAGAGAGCUCGAAGCGCCUUCGUCCCCUUCCUCCUCCAAGAAGGACAAGAAGAAGGCCAAGAAGCAAGCUAAGAAGGCAACACCUGCGGAGCCUUUUUUAGCAGAUGAGACGCCUGAGGCAGCCAACUCUGAUACUCAGCCGUCUCUGUCGAUUCCUACACUUUCGGAGACCCAACUACCUUUCUCGGGGAUACCGACACAAUAUCCCCAAUCUUUUACGAAUAACGAGCUUGUUGAUGAUUUUGAUGAUAAGAAGGAGGUGGAGAUUGAUGAUGCGAGGGAGGAGAGGGAACGUGAGGAGGAGAAGAAAGACGAGGAAAAGGGGGAUGUUGAGAAGGAGAUAGUGGAAAGAGGAGUUGAGGAAGAGCAGGAGAAGAAGGUGGAGGAGGUGGUUGCCGAGGCUGAACAGCGUGGAGAGUCUGCGGUUGUAGUUGAGGGGUUGCCAGAGCAGACUGCCACGGAGGCUAUCGCUACUGAGGAGAAGUCAGUGGAAGUCGAACAGCCUUUCGAGUCGACCGCGCCGCAAGAGCCCACGACUGCCGUUGCAGACGUUGCCGAGAAGGACAUCGAUGAGCAAGCACCUAUCGUGGAAAACCUUGCGUCUGAGACAAUCAUCCCAGUCGAUUCCGCCGUUACUGAGCCAUCUGUGGCGCUGGAAGCCGACUCAGCGCCCACACUAGAAGACCCAAUUCCAGUAGAGACGCACCAAGAACCCACACCUACUGCGAUGGUCGCUGAAGAGGACCAACCGACUGCUCUGCCGCAACAAGACGAGCUCAAGGAAGUUGUGGAGGAAGCUUCUCAAACACCAGUGGCACAACCGACCCGUUCACUCGACGAAGCUGAUGACUUGGCCACCCCUUCUAAGAAGAAAAAGAAGAACAAGAAGGGUAAACGCGCGUCUAUCCCAGAGGAACAAGAGCAAGCCAUCAGCGUUUCUGAGCCUGAGCGCGACACCGCGGAAGAGCCAAGCGAAGACAUUACGGUUGCAGAACCCAAGGAACCAGUCGCUUCUACAGCUGAGGAUGUCAAGCCUUCGGAAGAUGCAACACGCGUUGAAGACAUUGAGGUUGCGCAUCCUUCCGAGCCUCAAGCAGAUGCAGAGCCUACUGUCGAACAAGUCGCCCUUCGCAAGGACCAACACGUAACGCCUGAUGUCCAAGAGCAUGUAUCUGUUCCGGUUACGACAGACGAGCGCCAGGAUUCAACCACACAGCCCGAGACUCCUGCUUCUUUGCCUGAGGUGACCAAAGAAACGACCAUCGCGGAGCCUGUGCCCCAAAAUGCUGAACGUACCGUUGAAAACAUCGAAGAGCCGACCUCUUCAAAGAAAAGCAAGAAGAAGAGCAAGAAGGCCAAGCAGGCGUCGUCUAUCGAGACCGUUCCUGAAGUCCAGUCUUCCCAGCCAGAGGAGUUGCCAUCCGUUCAUGUUGAGCCAACCCCGCUGGCGUCUGAACCAGUCAACGAAUCAGAAGUGUCACGCGAGGUCACGGUUCCUGAACGGGUCGAGGAUGUUCAACCAGCAGUUCCGACAACAGACGACAAGACUACCGGCCCAGAAGAGCCGAUCUCGAAGCCUGUCGAAGAGACGCAGCAACCUUCGCUACCAAGCAUCGAACGUGACGCGCCCGCUGAGGUUCCAGAAAUCGUAUGCGAGCCUCCGACAACAACACAGCUUGAGCCAACAACUCCUGCUGCCCUUCAAUCGCCCACGGAGGAGCUUCCCGUACUUUCGCUCUCGAAGAAAGACAAGAAGAAGAGCAAGAAGGCCAAGAAACAAUCUCAAGCGGAAGAAGUAGUGGAGCAGACCACUCCUGAUGUACUUCGAGACUUACCUCGAGAUGUUACUACGGAGGCCGCGCCUACUCCGGUCAUUGAAGAAGUUGCCGACGCGAUCGUCGAGCCAAUUGCUGAGCCGGUCUUGGAGCCGGUGGCCGAGCGAGCCAUUGAACCAGCGACCGAGACAACGCCGGUCAUUGAGUCCACACCAGUUGAAGAUGUAUCCGCACCAAAGCCUGAGGACAUCCCAUUCGUUCCAGAGACUACCGUCAACGAGCCGAUAACGUCUGAAGAUGCACCAGUACCUGUCACCGAAGACACCCGCGAAUCCUCAGAGCUUGCGGAAUCAAAGCUUGAUCAAGAAGUGAUCUUCAAGCCUGUAGAAGACGCCGCUCAGGUACCGCUACCUGAAGAUCGCAUCAUCAGCCCACCAGCCGAGACAGUUGGGGAGGAGUUUGUCGGCCCAAUCCAGCCUGAGAUCACAUCAGGUGCCCAAGACGAGCAACUUUUGACCCCAAUCGUAGAGCCAGAGGCUCCACUCGAGAUCGCUGAGGCCGCACCGUUGUCCAAGAAGGACAAGAAGAAGGCCAAGAAGGCGAAAUCGAAGGCUUCCGAUGCUAUCACGCCUGUCAAUGAAGUCGCAGCACAGCCCGGGGUCGAAACCGUCCAAGAUGUUGGCGCUAGCAUCAAUGAGCCAGCGACUCGGGAUGUGCCACUUUCUUUGCCUCAGGAAGCUGCUGUAGUUGAGACCAUUGUCCCUGCGAUUGACCAAGAAUCUCCACUGGAUGACCGCGCACUUUCCAUGCCUCCAACGGAGGAGAUCAAGGAAGAAAUCGAGAAGUCUGAUCCUACGCCGUCUCUCGUUCAAGCCAUUUCAACGCCACUGCCUGAUACUGCUCAAGAGCCUAUCAUUGAGCGACUGAUCGAAGAGGUGCCAGCCAUUGAUGCACCAGUUACUGCGGUGCAAGAGACUCCUGUUACACAGGGAAUCGCAAUCGAGGAUCACAUCGAGGAGACAGUCAGCCAAAAUGUGCCAGACACCACUGUCACUCCAGCGAUCGUUGAAGAGCGACCUUCCGAUGUACCAACGACGGACGUUGAGCCUCAAGCCGAGGAGCCAGCAUCCCCAUCGGUCUCCAAGAAGAGUAAGAAGAAGGGCAAGAAGUCAGAUGUCACAACCCCAGCUCCCGAAGCCUUGCCUACAGCAGACUCCGACAACAUUGCUGUCAACACCAAAGAUGUCGCAUUUCCUCAGCCCGAAGUACAAGACCCUGUCGCACCGGUCAUAGACGACCACCCGCAGGUUGAGGAGGUCACGAUCCAGCCAGAGAUUCCUGUACUGCCAGAGACCGUCAGUGAAGCACCUGCCACCGAGACUGCACCUACAGUCAACGAACCAGUUUCGGGACCAGAGACGACCGUCGUCGAGGAAGUCAAGAAUGAGACCGUUUCGCAGGAGCCCGUUUUUAAGCGUAAGCUGAGCAAGAAGGAGAGGAAGAAGGCCCAGAAGCAGGCCGCUGCUCAGUUCGAGGAAUCCAUCGUUGAGGGGGAGCCAGUCGUGAAACCAGCCACGGAGCCAGCCACGGAAUCUACUAUCGAGCCUGUUGUCGAGUCCACCGUCGAGCCUAUCGUCGAGCCUACCGUCAAGCCAGCGACGGUAGAACCAGCGCCUGCAGUCGAUCCCACUACGGUUGAGCGUGUUCAAGAGACUGACCCAGUGGUACAUGAGUCUGUUGUUGAGUCUUCAUCUUGGCGCGAGGCACCAGAAUCGGCGAUCGAGGCUUUGCCUCAAGAAGCAACAGUGGAGGACACAAUUGUCUCCACUCCAAAGAAGAGCAAGAAGGCGAAGAAGGACAAGAAGAGCAAGACGCAAUCUGCUGUCUCUGAUCUCCCCGAGGAGCCUGUCAAAGAAACAUCGAUUCUUCCUGAGCAAGUACAAGCAACGGAAACGUUCGAGACUGAGCCCGCCGCCACCCAACGACUGCAGCCUAUCAACCUACAGGAUCAGGACACAACGAUCCCGGAGACUGAGCCAAUGACUUCGACGACCGCUCAGAUCGAGGAGACGACAACGGAGUCUGUGAAGACGGAAGAGCCUGUUGUCCAUGCCAACAUUACUCCCGAAGUGAUCGAACAGCCUCAACAGCCGGCUUUCUCACAAGAUAUGGACGUCGACAAGCUACCAGGAGAUGUCCCAACAGGCACCACUGACGUCCAGGAUCGUUCUGUCCCCGAAGCUGAUGUGGCCUUUCCCGCUGUCGCACCACCGGUCUUUGAAGAGUUCCAGCAACAGCCCACUCGAGAGCUGAUGCCAGACGCCUCAGUCGAAGCGUCAGCGGAGUCAACUACCGUAGUCGAGGAGGCCAAGAGCGUCCCAGAAGCACAAUCCGAGAGCAUUGAAGCCCAGCCAUUCAUCCUUGAACCGACCAUUCCGGAGGUACCUGUUGCAUCAUCUCCAAUCGCUAGAGAGCUGCCAUCGGAGGAGCCAUCGGAGCCUACAACGGGAACAACUGACUUGCGCGACGAGCAAACACUGUUUGAGCCUGUGGAAGAAAGUUCCCUUUCCCGCUCAAUGUCGAAGAAGGCGAAGAAGGCCAAAAAGGACCGGAAGUCUCUUGCUGACAGCGAGCUUUCUGGACCCGCUACGACUGCCAGUGAAGCCCCUUCAGAAAUUGUCACCGAGACACCCAUUGAGCAAGUCAUCCCUCAGCCAACUACCACCGAGACCACGAAGGAGUUGGUACAAUCUCCCACGCCAGCAGAAGAGAGUGCGCCGGUAAUCCCAAUAGUCGAGGAGACCCCAGUACCUGCCGUCGCCGAAGCUACUCCAGAAGACGACCACCGGAGCCUUGAGGAGCAGCAGCCUAUCGAGCCUAUCGAGUCCACCACGACGCACGAAGAAGCUCGUCAAGUCACGCAUGACGACUCUGUUCUAGUAAACGAGCCCUCCCCCUCUCUCAGGGCGAUCCAAGAUGAAGCUGCCGAUCUGCGACUCCGUGCAGAAGCACUCGAUGCUGAUGAGCCCUCCAUCAUCGAGCCCGCUUCCAUGUUCGAUAUCGUCAAAAAGCUCACGAAGAAGGGCGAGAAAAAGGCGAGAAAGAGCAAAGGCGACACUGACGCUAUGCCGACGACUCCUGCGGCCGAACCUGAGGCUGCGGUUGAGACGAAGGAAGUCGUCGAGACGCCCGCAUUCGUGUCUGCGCCGAUCUUGGCAGAAGAGCAAGUUGUCGACAAGGGAGAAGUUGUCGAAACACCCUCGCUGACAGAAGAUACCAUUGCGACCGAUGGGCCUUCUCGCAAACUGAGCAAGAAGGAGAAGAAAAAGAAGGGCAAGCAGCCUGCAGUCGAUCCAGUCGAAUCUUCCGAGACAGCAUCGCCGUCGAGCGCGCCGAUCGUUGAGUACCCAGAGCCAAUCGCCGAGCAGCCAACAGAGUCACCAUCAGUCGUCACUGGGCCUUCAGCAGACACUGUCGUGCCAGAGAAAACUCACCAGGCUUCCCGUUCCAUCGAUACUGAGCGAGUAGUACUUGAUGAGCCAGCUGCAGCCGACAUCCCGGCGUCAUCUACCCUCACCCAAGAUCUUCAACAAACACUUGUGGAAGAGGAACUAGUGCCUUCAAGGAAGCUUAGCAAGAAAGACAAGAAAAGGGCCAAGCAAGCUGCCGCGGUAGAGGAUGUUCCGUUCUCUACCCCGACUGAAUCUCGGGAAGUAGUUUUGCCUGACUAUGAGGUAGCUACGUCAGCGCCUGCACCUCUCAGUGAGGUUCUCCCUGCGACAAGUGUCGAGGCUUCCAAGGGGGCAGCUAUUGAGGAAGUCCCGGCUAUGACGCCGAGCCAACGUCAAGUGGAGACACAGGUCGAUACCUCAAUCGUUACACCAGCAGUGGUAAACACGGACAGUCUGCCACCACCAGUCGUCGAGCAACAAGAGCCAAUUCUCGAGGAGCCAUCUAUUCCAUCUCCUAAGCUCAGCAAGAAGGGCAAAAAGAGAGCCAAGCAAGAUACACUCCCCGCGCAGGAACCCGAGGCGCCCGUUACGGUAGACGCACCGUUACCCGAGACCAGUGAGCCCAUCGUUACGGAGAUACCGCACACAACCCAAGAGGUAUCCAGGGACACUUUCUCCCAUGGACCAGCGAUCGUCGAACUUCCAAUCGCGACGGACGUCAUGGAAGAGGCACCUCGGUCCGAGCCAUCUACUGUGCCACGAUUUGACCCAGAGCCAGAGGUUAAAGUCACCGAAGUCCAGCCCGAAUCGACUCCCAUCGACCUUGCCAUCAAGACUUCCAUUACGGAAAGCACCGAGCAGCCUCGUGAAUUCCCCGCUGUGCGUGAAACAGAACCAGAGUCUGCGAUUGCCCCGACUCUCGUACGCAAAGAGAGUAAGAAAGACAAGAAGGGGAAGAAGCAAGACCUGCUUGCUGAACAGCCUCUCACAUCGAGAAUCGACGAUGUAGUGGUCUCUGAAGACGUCCGAAUCGAAGAGCGUUCUCUUGACUCGUCAAGGCCUAAGGAGCAGCAAGUCACGGCUCCUAUGGACAUCCCAAAUGAGCCCACAGAAGAGAUUUCAAUCGCGCCGGUCCCGGAGAAGCAGCCUCAAGGGAUUGUUGCUCAGAGAGAACUUCCAGAAGAGCGUGUGACCUUCGACGCCCCAACGACUGAUGCCAUCCCUGAGGCCGAGACGACCCCCAAGAAGAGCAAGAAGCAGAAGCGCAAGUCAAAGUCUCCGACGACUUCAAGAGAGUCCGCUAGCGUUGCACCCAUCGUCCCGGUCGAGGAGACCGCCCCUGAACCGACUAUUGUGCGUCAGAUUGUGUACGACAACCGCCAAGAUACGAUCCGAGAACGCAGCCUUUCUCCCAGGAAAAGGCCUACAACACCGUCAACGCCCGGGUCGCCUGUAAUUGGAGCAAUUCUCAGCCAGCCGAAGAGGGAACACGUCAGGUCUAUGUCCAACGUCUCUAUCCCUGAUCUCCACGUCAGGGCCAGCGAAUCUGAUAGCACUACUCAGCACCCUUUGUUGCACAAGAAGUCAUCCAAGAAACACAAGUUGGCAGCUUUGUUUGAGCGCGGUAAAUCACCGGAUGGCGCUCCCGUGGAACGAGGUCUGCGAAAAGAAGGGUCGGGCAGUGUCCGAAACCUCGCCGAACAGUACGAAAGUCAAUCACGAUCUGUUACGCCCAUUCUACCCCCAUCUCCCGAGAAGCGAUACCUAUCUCGAUCCCCAUCGCCUGAGAAGCGUCAGCUCCAUUCUCGAGUUGCAUCUCGUAGUCAACUUGGCUUGGCAUCACCAGUGCGAUCAGAUUCGAAGUCGCCCGCAAGAGACAUAGACUUCGCAGCUACUGUCGCCGCCAGUUUGCAGGAGUCCGGUUUUGAUCCUGGAUAUGUCAUCAACGAUAGAGCUUUCCAUCGCUCGAACUCCAUAUCAGGAGCUCGCGAUAUCACGCCCGAUGAUGAUAUUGCCGCUGCAAAGGAAAGAGCCGGCAGAUCACGACUCGGUAGCUUGAGUCGCUCAUCAUCGGUCUCCGGCUCGCCAAAACUACGACCACUCCAAACUAGCGGACCCGAUGUUCUGCCACCCAUCGAAGUAGCAAUGGCAACGACUGACACUGCAUCGUUCGACCCACUGGAUGUGCUCAACGACCCCGCUUUUGCAACGCGAAAGUCACCUCCUGGUGUUCUUGAAGAAGCUGACCCUGAUGAGUUGGCCGGGUCGUCAAGUUUGAGAAGGAACAAGAGCAAGAAGAAGCGUCACCCGAUACCAGAAAUUCCAGUGGAAUCUGAACACACUCGCGAAAAAGCAGACGCUUCAGUUGCGCCGAUUGUUCGAGGCAAGAAGUCAAAGAAGGACGAAGAAGGAGCUCCACGUCCGCAAGACCGUGUUGAGUAUACAGCUGCAGAGACUCCGGCGAUCGAGGCUCAUCGAGAUGUGCCUCUCGCUGUUGAGACUCCAGCUGACUCCACAGUCCGCGGAAUUGAGCCUGCUCAGUCCGUGCCUCGCGCGCCAAACUCCACCGAUGUCCUUCCGGAGAUGCCAAUGCAAACAACAGGUUUGGAAGCCAAGUCUAUCGACGUCAAAGAGGAAGAUUCAAACAGACAAGACACGAUAGCGAAGAAGGAGAGGCCCAGGAAGUCAGCGAAGGACGCCAAACCUGCAGCCACUGACGAUGUGCCCGUACUGCCCGUGACAUUCGAUCAGGAAGCCCGUUCACUGACCGCUGGAGAGCCGAAGGAAUAUCCAUUUCCACAGGUGACGCAAGAAAAGGAGAUCGAGAGGAAGGAGGAGACGCGCAGGCGGGAGUUGGAGAAAGAGAGGGAUAUGGAUGCAUGGGCUCCAUCGCCAAGAAAGAAGAGCAAAAAGAGCAGGAAGACUGAAGAGAGGGUUGAGGGAGAGUCGAGCACCGCGUCGAGGGACGCACCACCAGCCGAGACACCAGCUGCCGUUCCUGAAGUUCAUAAGCGCAGGACACACCCUGUAUCCUUUGACGAUGAGCAGCCGGACGAGAAGCGCCUACACACAUUGGAGUCCACACAAGAGCCUCAAUUCACCACUGAGAGAACAGCAUCACCAGCGCAUGUUGUCGCAUCAGAACGCUCACACUCCGACAAGCGCUCCAAAGAAGCCAAAUCAUCAACGCAUGGUGCAGCACCAGCCAACGAGCCAUCAUGGUCAUUCGCCGAAGUUCGAGACGACAGCAGUCGGGACCCCGCCACUGCACAGACAGCACAGCCAGUCGAGAAGGCAACACGUACGCUGAGGCGGUCGAAGGAACCGAAGACUCCUCUGGGUGCAUCAAAACGCUCGAUUGCAACUGACCAAGAUGCCGAAGACAGCCCUGCUUUGCCAACACACCCAGUGAUUUCUGGCGCGACAACCCCAGGCACCGACUUUGCGACGAAGGAGCGAACCUCGUACCUUUUCGAUUCCUCGCCAUCAACACGCGCCUAUGGCACUUCACCAGCAGUUGGGCUGCAAACACCCGCUCAUGAUACUCAGAGAAUUGAUGAUACUCCGUCGAAAGACAAAGGCAAGAAACCACGCACAGAGUCGCAGCACGGUCGAACAUCGCCUACGAAGCAGAUUGCACAGAAGGAGCCAUACCAAUCCUUGUUUGGAGAUCCAAAUGAGAAGAAGGGUGAGACCCUUUCCACGCCUGUCGCGAAGUCCGAACGCACGCCAGGCACCAAGCAACUCGAGUCCAUUGAGGAAGUCAGCCCGGAUGACACCAAGCACAAAAAGUCACGAUCCAUCGCUGAUGUCGGCGCGCCAGAGCGAGGACUCAAGUCAGCUCGUCGCACCGAGAGUCUCAGGCAACUUUCUGAUCGCCUGAGAUCACCUCCGCCCAGCACGCCAACGCCCACGGGUCGUCGAAGUGUGGCAUCCAUGGCAGACAACUCGGGUGGAAGAGAUUCACCAUGGUCACAGGUCAACGACAGCGUUGACCGAACCAUGACCCUCAGCCCCGCACGCCGCAUGCCUCGCUCAUCUCCGAGCGCAGACCCGUUGAAGCAGUACAUUGCUGAGCAGCGGUCGCCCAGUGUCCAAAGUCAGCGUUCUCUGAGCAACAUCGCGAGGCUUAGGUCUCCGGAUCAGGAACGUCCUAUGAGCUCUAUGAGCAACAUCAGCACACGUUCAGAUCGGUCGUUGAGAAGAGUGGACCGGCAAACGUCAGGUGACCUCAGAUCAGCCUCGAGGCUUGGCGAGGCCAGUGCGCAAGACGCUAAGAGCGCGCAACCCAAUCUCUCCAGCACGGCGCUCGCGGCUGGAGCAGCAGCCAUCGCAGGUAUCGCCGCCCCACCGGUUUACGACCCAGUCCGGGGUACAGGUAGAGGUCGCCGUACCAGUAUGGCCGAAACCUUUGUAAGUAGUUCGCAGUUGUUGCGCACGUCGCUUCUGAUUACUGACUGUCUUUUGCAGGAAGCAUGGGGUGAAGCCCAAAGGUCGCCUAGCUCGCCCUCACGUCCACCAAGCGUGCGCAAACGUCAAAGCAUGCAAAUUAUGGACCUCCAGACGCAACUUGACCAGCUAGCUGCGCAAAACUCAGCUGUCGAGACCGCCAAAGCCAAGGCUGAGGAGGCUUUGCAGGCUGCACAACACCAGCGCCAAGUUGACGAGCAGUUGGUACUUGAAGAAGUAGAAGCACGUGACCGUCAGAUUCACCAAAGAGAUAUCGACAUUGCGCAACUCAAGGAUACGCUUCAGCGACUACAAGAAGAGAUUGCGCGCCUGAAUCAACUCAACAACGCACUAACAGACGCCAAUCGCAACCUGACCAACGAUGCCAAUGAACGAUAUGGCCAACUCCAGUCCGAGGGACAGAUGGUGCAUGAGCAAUGGCAGGCAUCACAACGAGAGCUAGAGAGCCUUCGCAGUCAAUACGCUCAGCUUCAGGCUGAAGGCCAGGCCAUGCAACAGCAAUGGCAAACAUCACAACGAGACUUGGAGGAACUUCGUCGUCAGCAUACCCAGAUGCAGCGAGGUCUCGCAGAUGCCGUCCGCGAUGAAGUUGGCGAAGCACUAGAUGAGCGCAAUGCCGAAAUCGACCGUCUAACCGCAGAGCUGGCGACUGCACGCGAACAGAUCAAGAACCUUCAAAAGCAGAUCUUGGCUUCGAAGAAGCCUAGUGAGAGCUUCCUCACUGUUCGCGAUGAAGACUACUUUGACAGCGCCUGUCAACAACUGUGUCAACAUGUACAGCAGUGGGUGCUGCGCUUCUCCAAGUUCUCUGACACUCGCGCAUGCCGCCUUUCAUCAGAGGUCGCAGCUGAUACACGACUGGAUGCAUCAACGCGUCAGAAAAUCGACACUCGCCUUGACAAUGCCAUUCUCGAUGGCUCAGAUGUCGAUUCACUCUUAGCGGACCGUGUCAAGCGCCGAGACGUCUUCAUGUCCGUGGUUAUGACCAUGAUCUGGGAGUACGUCUUCACCAGGUACCUAUUCGGUAUGGACCGAGAACAGCGCCAGAAACUCAAGGCGCUGGAGAAGACACUUUCAGAGGUCGGCCCACCACGCGCUGUGGCACAAUGGCGAGCUAUCACACUUACCCUUCUUGCGAGAAGAGAGCCUUUCAUGCAGCAACGCGCUCAGGACACUGAAGCUGUCGUGCACGAGAUCUACAGCACACUCUCGACACUUCUUCCACCACCAUCGCAUCUGCAGCGCCAGAUCCAGGAGUCGUUGCGCAAUGUCAUGCGCUUGGCAGUGGAGCUAUCAAUUGAGAUGCGCACGCAACGCGCAGAAUACAUCAUGCUACCGCCGCUACAACCCGAGUACGAUACCAAGGGCGAUCUCGUCGCCAAGGUUACUUUCAACGCCUCUCUCAUGAACGAGCGGUCAGGCGAGACGACGUCGAAUGACGAACUCCAAGCCCGUGGGUCGGUAGUCAAGAUUGUACUGUUUCCCCUAGUCGUAAAGAAGGGCGAUGACUUCGGCGAAGGCGAGGACGAGAUUGUCGUCUGCCCAGCCCAGGUCCUGGUCGCCGGAACCAAGAGCAGGAAGGUAGUGAGGGUCAUGAGUGGAGCGAUGUCGAUCAAUCGUCCCGACUCACGAGCAAGUCGCAUCAGUCGGGUAACGAGCGUCGCGCCCCCUGAGAGCACGAUCAUGGACUACGAGCAACCCGGUAGCAACAUGAUCUAG
Molecule: messenger RNA, 29412 nt
Organism: Alternaria triticimaculans
Lineage: Eukaryota; Fungi; Ascomycota; Dothideomycetes; Pleosporales; Pleosporaceae
Exons: 2
Coding region: 1-29412 (9803 amino acids)
Source: RefSeq, a predicted model, not a curated record